Molecule: messenger RNA, 408 nt
Organism: Teleopsis dalmanni
Lineage: Eukaryota; Metazoa; Arthropoda; Insecta; Diptera; Diopsidae
Exons: 1
Coding region: 1-408 (135 amino acids)
Molecular function (GO): nucleic acid binding
Source: RefSeq, a predicted model, not a curated record
AUGAUAUUGGAUGACCGGAGAAUGAAAGUGCAUGAGUUAGCUCAUGCUGUAGGUAUCUUAACUGAAUGGGUCCAUCAUAUUUUACAUGAAUAUUUGGACAUGAAAAAACUCUCCGCGAGAUGGGUACCGCAAUUGCUCACACUCGACCAUAAGCGCAAUCGUGUAACCACUUCAAAAGAGUGUUUAGCGAUGUUCAGCCGUAAUCCGAAAGAAUUUUUGCUCCGUUUUGUUUCUGUAGACGAAACAUGGAUUCAUCACAACACGCCAGAGACCAAGGAACAAUCGAAACAGUGGGUUGCUAGGGGUAAAUGUGGACCAAAGAAGGUCAAACAGAGUCUGUCAACUAACAACGUCAUAGCUACAGUAUGCAAGCGGUGUUAUUCACAUCGAUUACCUCGAGAAAGGUAA